Messenger RNA from Pseudomyrmex gracilis, 4452 nucleotides. Its product is annotated as paired box protein Pax-6-like. NCBI's taxonomy places the organism in Eukaryota, Metazoa, Arthropoda, Insecta, Hymenoptera, Formicidae. Bases 1 to 1710 code for a protein of 569 amino acids. The transcript is spliced from 9 exons. Gene Ontology annotation, biological process: anatomical structure development; regulation of transcription by RNA polymerase II. Gene Ontology annotation, molecular function: RNA polymerase II cis-regulatory region sequence-specific DNA binding; DNA-binding transcription factor activity, RNA polymerase II-specific. The record is from RefSeq and is a predicted model, not a curated record.
AUGGUGACAGCGGUAUUGUUCGUCGAAACGCGAAAAGUCUUCGGAGGCGGUGGAGCGUUUGAAUUUUUCACACUCCUUACGGUGAACAUUCACAGAGAAAAGAGCGGGGGACACAGCGGGGUAAACCAGCUGGGGGGUGUCUUCGUCGGCGGUCGACCGCUUCCGGACUCGACGCGGCAAAAGAUCGUCGAGCUCGCGCAUUCGGGCGCGCGACCAUGCGACAUCUCCAGGAUACUGCAGGUCAGCAACGGCUGCGUCUCCAAGAUCCUCGGAAGGUACUAUGAGACCGGAUCUAUCAGGCCCAGAGCCAUAGGCGGCAGCAAACCGCGCGUAGCAACGGCGGAGGUUGUCAGCAAGAUCUCGCUUUACAAGAGCGAGUGCCCGUCGAUUUUCGCGUGGGAGAUCCGGGAUCGUUUGUUGCAGGAGGGCGUGUGCACGAACGACAACAUUCCGAGCGUGUCGUCGAUCAACAGGGUGCUGAGGAACUUGGCCGCGCAGAAAGAGCAGAGACAACAGCAGCAGCAGCAGCAGCAAGGAGUCGGCGCCGUGGGAGUUGGUGUUGGUGCUGGUAGUCCGGCGGAAAGUGUUUACGAUAAACUGAGGCUACUGAACGGGCAAACUACCGGCUGGCCGCGUCCCAAUCCUUGGUAUCCGUCGAGUGCGGGGAGCCCGUUUUCGUCGAUACAAUCUAGUUUGAGUCCGAGCCAUUGUUCGUCGUUGCCACCGGAUCCGGCGGACAUAUUGCACGCGAAAAAGGUAACCGAGCUCGAGGGUGGCGCACACUCGGACGAGACGAACAGCGGGGGUGACAACAGCAACGCCGGUAGCGUGUCGGGCGGCGCCGACGACGAUCAGGCGCGUCUACGUCUGAAGAGGAAGCUGCAGAGAAACCGCACGAGCUUCAGCAACGAGCAGAUUGACGCACUCGAGAAGGAGUUCGAGAGGACGCAUUAUCCGGACGUGUUCGCCAGAGAGAGACUCGCCGGCAAGAUCGGUCUGCCGGAGGCGAGAAUACAGGUCUGGUUUUCGAAUCGGCGGGCGAAGUGGCGGCGCGAGGAGAAAUUGCGCACACAACGGAGGGACAAUCCGCCGCAGCAACAGCCGCAGCAGCAGCAACAGCAGCAACAGCAACACACUGCCGGCGUGAAUCUGGUGGGUGCUGGUCACCCGACGCCGCCGCCAUCCACGGGGAUACUCGGAGGUCAGCCGCCCCCGCAGGCGCCACCCUCGCCGCCCAGAAUACAUCACGGAUUCGCGCCCACCGCCGUGUACCCCGGAAUACCCAGCAUGCCCGACUCGUACAGCCCGAUGACGUCGAUGCCGAGCUUCACGAUGUCGGGCGCGAGUCAGCAGAAUCAGCACACGACGAGCAGCAUGUCCUCGCUGUCCGCCGGGGGUGGCAUGAGCCCAAUGGGCAUGACUGUGGGCAUGACUGUCGGCCCGAGUCCCGGCGCGUGUCUCCAACAACGGGACAACGGCUACUCGUGCGGGGUGGCAAGACCGCCGAGCUACGAGCCUCUGCAUCUCGGCUACGGCGCCCGGCCGACCUGCAGCCCCACGCAGCCCUAUCACGCGGCCAGUCUCAAUCAGUACAACCAGAACGCCAGCUCGACCGGUCUGAUAUCACCUGGCGUCAGUGUGCCGAUCGCGGUACCAGGCCAACCGGCACCCGACAUGGCGGCGCAAUACUGGUCGCCGAGGCUGCAGUGACCGUGGUGGUCGUCGACGCCGACCUCAUCUCCGUAGAGCUUCUUCGUCUCUCUGGUUUACGAUCUGCGCGUCGCGCGCGAGGAAACCGAGAGAGAGAGAGAGAGAGAGAAAGAGAACGACGCCCGGUUACGACGCGGUCGGUUUUUAGUCUCCGGAAAAUCCGCACGUUGCGAUUGUGAUUCGCGUGCGAUCUGUUCCAUAGAAGCAUGAGAAUCCGAGCGGACUGUCAUCCCUAAUAUUGUAUUUCGUCCAAGCCAAAGUUCUCUGCGUAGAUACGAGUUUUUAAUUUAUUCGCGUCUGCGAAAAAAAAAUAUCGCCGAUGUGCUCUGUCGAUCGGCAAAAUCGUCCGAGAACACGCGAAAACUUCGAAAAUUUGUUUUCUGCCGCGCUGGAAGGUUCGCGAGGAAUAUUAUAACUUUUUCACUGAUUGAAAUUCUCAGUCGAAUCCGUUUUCUUGUCGGUGACAACAAAUCGCGGCGGUAAUAUACUCGCGUACAAUUGCAAUACAACAAAUAAAUAAAAAAAUAAAAAAAAAAAAUGUGGCAUGCCAAACUUUGAGUUACAGAAUAAUAUAAUUUAAUCGAUUUGUGUGUAUAGUCGUGAAAAAUCUCUUAUCAUCGUUAAAUUAAAUCCCCUUUGUCCUGUGCUGAAAAAAAAAACUUAGUAUUUACACUUGCGACCGUGACACCUUACCGAUCACGUUUCCACCGAUUGUAGAGGACUAACGCCGCUUUUUCGCUCUUUGUACUAACACAAUUAUAUUGAUAUUGUAAGACGACGGUUCUCUUUUUUUUUAUCAGUAAUUCAUAGAAACACAAUCUUUGUAACACACACAUACACGAUGACUGCAAAGCGUUGACAUUUGCGCCUGUGAUCGGCAAGGUGUCGCGAAUGAAAAAUCCUCCCGAAACAAUAUUCCGCGAAACAAUAUGCGCACUUUUAAUCAUCACAAAGCUCUCCGUUUUAUUCGUAAAAAGAAAAACCACAAUCAUACAUUUCCACGGCCAAUGUCUCUUGAAAUAGAGAAUCGAGCAAGGUGAGACGCGAUGGAAAAAAAAAAAAAUAAAUAAAUAAAUCGUCGGCAAUGUGCAACUCGUGUAUAAAAAAAAAAUAAUAAUAAUAAUUAGCGUGAAAAUCGGAGAGAAGAAGGGAAAAUCGCUCUCGAGAAUUCUCGCGGAGUUUUUACUCGCAGAAAAAAAAGAAGAGAAAACGAACACGUUCUCACGUAGAUGUGUAACUACUUCUGUGUAAACCAAGAAGAAAAAGAGGAAAAAGAUAGUUUCUAAGUCGGUAAUUAUGUUACAUAUUAUUUAAAUAAUCGAGUAAAACGAGCGCGGAGAGAUAAUAAAAUAAACGUGAGUUUUGUUGUGUGUACAUCGUAAGAAAAAGUUAUCGCGACGGUCAUUUUACAUUGUAUACAACAUAGUUCGACUCUAAUUCUCUCUAAGUCUAAACAAAAAAAAACUUUUGACGACGAAUUAAUUAAUUCACAACUUGUAUUCGGUGCAAGAGAGAGAGAGAGAGAGACAGAGAAAAAGGACCGAGAAAAAAAAAUGCCGAUUGUGAUUUCCCUUAGGCCAGAUAUGUUAAGCGUAACGAUUUAUGCAUUCUAAAUAAAUAGUGUGUGCAUUUAAUAUCAAAGAGUUUUCUCAAUGCUUGUUUUCUAAUUGGAGAGAAACAAUUUCAUCGCGCGGAGAGAAAUUUAAGAGAGAAAUUCUUCGUUCUCUCCGAAGAACAGAAAUGUUCGGUUACGAUAAUGUUCGCGCGAUUCUCCCGUUAGAAAUCAAGCUCAAGACUCCUUCCCGAACGUGUUCACAUCUCGAUUCUUCGAUCAACUCGUAUUUAUAUACUCACUCAAUGCUGUUUCCAUCACCUUCAAUCUUCUCGACGUAGUCGAUCGUUGUUGGCGCGAAUCAACUUGCGUGUCAACGAUCUGCGUUAUCGUCCGAUCUCGAUUAUCCAAAUAAUCGAGAAACAAUCGAAUCAGUUAUAGAAAAUAGAAAAAAACACAAACAAUGUGGAAUGUAAAAGACACAAAAGAGAAGACCAUUGUUUUACCUUGCAAAUGUAACAAUUGUAUAUUUAUUUCGAUUUAAUAAUUAAUUUACAUUUGAACACCUGCUGUAUUUUCUCUAGAAAUCCCCACUAAAGAUCACUUGUUAUUGCAUUUCCGCCGGCACGGUUUUAACCCCGGAUUAUUUUUUCUUUUGUGAGAAAAAGAGAAAAAAUAUCCUUCCACAGAUAUGGGCCCAAACGAGCACAUCCGUGGAUUGAAAAAAACUGUGUUGUGAACGCAAAUCGAUCGUUUAGUGAUGAAAAUAAAUAAAUCACGAAAAUACUUAAUUCUUUCUUAGAAGUUACAAAAGCUAGUUAUAAAAGCUAUAGUUUCACUCGUGGAAAUGAAAGAAGUAAUCUCAAGGUUAAAUUCAAUACACACGCACACAUGUGUGUACAUUUAAGGAAUAUUUUUCAUACUAUAAAAUUGCUGCACAAUGCACAAAUACUACGUAAUUACUAGUACUAAUUAUUACUAGUAUAUUGCAAUUAAAAGAGAAAAAUGCUUUCAGAAUUCGAAACAUCUAUUACGUAUAAAAAAUCUGCUUUUCAUCUUACACAUAAAAAAACCACGCGGAACAGAUGAAAAAAAUACAGACAAAAAUGUAAAUAUGGAGCAAAUGUAAAACUUACGGGCAUAGUGCAACAAAUGUAAAACGUAAUAUUAAAAAAAAAAAAAAAAAAAAA